This is a messenger RNA of Penicillium salamii, 254 nucleotides long. Lineage: Eukaryota; Fungi; Ascomycota; Eurotiomycetes; Eurotiales; Aspergillaceae. The record is from the annotation of a GenBank genome assembly.
CCAACCAACUCCAACCCUCGAGCUCAACGCCCUCUCCUUCCUUCAAGAUGGACUCCAGCAAGCAGCCCGUUAAGCUCGUCAAGGUGACCCGUGUCCUCGGCCGCACCGGAUCCCGUGGUGGUGUCACCCAGGUCCGCGUCGAGUUCAUGGACGACACUUCCCGUUCCAUCAUCCGUAACGUCAAGGGCCCAGUCCGCGUUGACGACAUCCUCUGCCUGCUCGAGUCCGAGCGCGAGGCCCGCCGUCUCCGUUAA